AUGAGUGAGCAACUGAAGUUCAUCGUUCAGGAACUGAACAAGGAGCCUUUCAACAAGAAGCUCAACCUCAUCAGCUUCGACGCGUUUCGGCCUGACCAGCUACUGCAGGCGUUGAACGACGUCUUCGCCGUGUUGGACCCGAAGAUGAAAGCAGACGUGCGUAGCGAGGACCGCGAGCAAUUGGCCGUAAGAAGCCUGGCCUUCCUGCGGAUACUGAAGUACAGACCUCCACCUGACAUCGCUGGCCGUGGUUCGUUCCGCCAGGGCCUGGUGUCCGGUGCCAAGAAGGCAGUGCUCCCUCUGCUCGAGUGGUUGUUGCGCGGACUGCCAGAGCUACGGAAGAGAGCCUACCUGGGACGAUUCCUGGUCAGGGUCGAGCUGCCGCUCGAACUGGGCGGGGACGUGGACCUGCAGGCACUCUACGCGCAG
This is a messenger RNA of Rhipicephalus microplus (southern cattle tick), 429 nucleotides long. RefSeq names its product intraflagellar transport protein 81 homolog. Gene Ontology annotation, biological process: intraciliary transport; cilium assembly. The record is from RefSeq and is a predicted model, not a curated record. Gene Ontology annotation, cellular component: intraciliary transport particle B; ciliary basal body. Lineage: Eukaryota; Metazoa; Arthropoda; Arachnida; Ixodida; Ixodidae. Gene Ontology annotation, molecular function: tubulin binding.